Messenger RNA from Rhinolophus ferrumequinum (greater horseshoe bat), 6421 nucleotides. RefSeq names its product FH2 domain containing 1 (gene FHDC1). Gene Ontology annotation, biological process: actin filament polymerization. The transcript has 13 exons. Gene Ontology annotation, cellular component: actin filament; cytoplasm. Gene Ontology annotation, molecular function: actin binding; microtubule binding. The record is from RefSeq and is a predicted model, not a curated record. NCBI's taxonomy places the organism in Eukaryota, Metazoa, Chordata, Mammalia, Chiroptera, Rhinolophidae. The coding region runs from base 804 to 4193 and encodes 1129 amino acids.
CUCCUUAAGCAAAUAAACCUAUUUUAGAACUGUAAGCCUGUUAUUCUUGAGAACACACAAGACUAAAAUUUGAUUCAUUUUUUUGUUGGAGGCUUUGUUUAGUGGCUCCUAAUGACAGAUUCGAGUACAAAAUACUUGAUGUAGGAGAAACAGAAAGCUGCUCAGGGCUAAGGAGGUGAAGCUAGAAGAAAGAAAAUGAAUUGGGCAAAGGAAAUGGAGCAAUCUGGCCUGGCAAAGGGAAGAGCAAGCUGCAAAUAGAAUUGUUCGGCAGGGCUUGGAGCUGGCACCUGUGAGGCCCGUUGCCUGGGCCACAAUAAGCUACUAACACACUCCCUGAGAGGUUUGGCUGGCUUGGAAAAGUGCAAGCGGGCCACACUGCCCACUGCUCCAGAGCCCCUGCAGCAGCAGCAGCAGCCACCUCCAGGCCACCACUUUGAGGGGCUGGGCAGACUGGGCGUAGUUGGCCUCAGGAGUCUUUCCAGCCUUCCUCAGUGACUGGCACAUUUCUGGGAAACAGAUGAGCAGCAGAUCUUAACGCCCAAGCACAAACUCAGGUCAAGAAUUCUGUCCUGGGCGUUCAGGGUCUGAGGACCAAGGUGGAGAAGCUGUAGUCAUCAAGCACCAAGGCUGGAAAAGCACUGGUCUAGGAUCUGGCUCACAGGGUCAAAGGUUUGGAAGAUGACACGCAACACGCCUUUUUCUCUGGCGACAGACUUGCGGGUGGAAAAAGUAUGACGCAACUGUGAGGUUUGUGUCUGCUUCCCCAAGGUCAAGAAAUUAUCUUCUUAGCCGGCAAAAGUACUAUGCAUGUUAUGAAUUGUGUCUCCUCUGUCAGUGAUAAAGAAAAUGGGACUCUGGCCGCGGCAGCUGGAUUCAUGAUUGGGCAAACGCCACCCCCGCCUCCUCCUCCACCCCCUCCACCUCCUCCUUGUCCUUAUGCAGGGGAAGGGUUUCCUCCCUCUCCUCCUCCCCCCCCACCUCCCCUGCCCGAGGGGCCCGCGGUCCCACCUCCCCCUCCAGGACUGCCCUCAACUUCUCACGUGAACGGCUACAACCACGUUGGUCAGAAAAAGCGAAUGAGAAGCUUUUUUUGGAAAACCAUUCCAGAGGAGCAAGUUCGCGGCAAAACCAACAUCUGGACCUUGGCAGCCAGGCAGCAGCAUCGCUAUCAGAUCGACACAAAGACCAUUGAGGAGCUCUUUGGGCAGCAAGAAGAUACCACCAAGCCUUCGCUUUCCAGGAGAGGAGGAACUUUAAAUUCAUCCUUCCGGGAAGCGAGAGAGGAGAUUACUGUCUUGGAUGCAAAACGGAGCAUGAACAUUGGGAUAUUUCUUAAGCAAUUUAAGAAGUCUCCUCAGUCCAUUGUAGAAGAUAUUCAUCAAGGAAAGACUGAGCAUUAUGGAUCAGAGACAUUGCGAGAAUUUCUUAAGCUUUUGCCCGAGUCAGAGGAGAUAAAGAGAUUAAAAACAUUUAGUGGAGAUGUGUGCAAGCUGUCUCUGGCGGAAUCCUUUCUGCACUACUUAAUUCAGGUGCCAAACUAUUCGCUUCGGAUUGAAGCCAUGGUGCUAAAGAAGGAGUUUUUACCUUCUUGUUCUUCUCUGUACACAGACAUAACAAUUCUAAGAACAGCAACAAAAGAGCUGAUGUCGUGUGAGGAGCUACAUUCAAUAUUACACUUGGUGCUACAGGCGGGAAAUAUCAUGAAUGCAGGAAGGUAUGCUGGCAAUGCAGUAGGAUUUAAACUGUCUUCUUUGCUCAAAUUGGCAGACACAAAAGCAAACAAACCUGGGAUGAACCUUCUGCACUUUGUUGCACAGGAAGCCCAAAAGAAAGAUGCCACUCUUCUAAGCUUUUCUGAAAAAUUGCAUUAUGUUCAGGAGGCUGCUAGAUUAUCUCUGGAUAACAUGGAGGCAGAACUGCACUCGCUGUUUGUCAGGACAAGAUCUCUAAAGGAAAACAUCCAGGGGGAUGGUGAACUUUGUCAGCAGAUGGAAGAUUUCCUUCAGUUUUCUGUGAAAAAGCUGACAGAACUGGAGCACUGGAAACAACAGCUCCAAGAGGAGGCCCACACCCUCAUAGAUUUUUUCUGCGAAGACAAAGAAACCAUGAAACUGGAUGAAUGCCUUCAGAUAUUUAGAGACUUUUGUGUCAGAUUCAACAAAGCGGUUAAGGACAACCACGACCGGGAGAUGCAAGAGCUGAGGCGGCUGCAGAGGCUAAAGGAUUUGGAGCAGAAGCGGCGCUCCUGGGCGGCUGGGGAGCUUGUGGGAUUUGGCCGGAGCAGCAGUGAGAAUGAUGUGGAGUUGCUGACCAAGAAGGGUGCGGAGGACCUGCCCCCUUUUCUGCGCCGCAGGCCUGUCAGCCCUUCCUGCCGACCCCCCAACGCCCGCCGCUCCCGCCUCUCCUUGGGCGCCGCCAGUGACCGGGAGCUGCUGACCUUCCUGGAGAGCUCCACCGGCAACCCGGAGGAACACAAGUUCAACAGCUUGCCCUGGAGCAGCCCGCAGCAGGCCCGGGCCGCAGUGGCCUGGGUGGAGCCUGGAGAGCCAAGUGACCAGGACUCCAACCGCACACACAGAUCUCAGGCCUCGGAUGGCCAGGAGGAAACCCCCGACACACCCUCAGCUUGGCAAGGCCAGCUCGUAGUCCCCCAGCCCGAGGAACCCGCCCCGGUUUUGCUCCGAGCUGGUCGCAGGGGGCUCAGCAGGCUCCAGAAGAGGAACAGCGAGCCUGUGAGCCUGGGGCCCACCUGGUCCCCUCCACUCUCACCAUUGGCUCUGGGGGUUAAGGAGCAUGAGUUGGUGACCGGGCUGGCUCAGUUUGACCUCCAGGGUCCCAAGGGCCCACAGGAGACACCCCAGCUGAUCCUGAACGACUUCCUCCCAGUAGAGCCCGUGUCUCCGGGAGAUGGAAUCCUGCAGCCCCUUGGCGCUGACCCUGACAAUGACAGCCUGACCCCUGUGGUUAGAGGUGCCCAGGGGAGUCUCAGCCCCGCCCCGCAGGGUGAAGGGGCUGCCCCUGAUGAGCCCAGCAGCGAACCUGAGAACAAAGAUCCUGGGCCUGUGUUCUAUGUCUCAGACACCACUGACUGCUCGCUGACCUUGGACUGCUCAGAGGGAACUGACUCCAGGCCUGGCGGUGGGGAGCCAGGGGAGAGCGGUGACGGGGAUGGCUCUGUGUCUGGGGCAGGGGAGAGCGGUGGCAGCCAAGUGUCCUCUAACCCUGUAUCCAGUCCCCCUGGGGAGGCCUCUGCUCCCGCCUCCGAGAAAAGUGGGCCCAGCUGCAAGGGUGGCCUUUCCGAGGACAGACCCGCCAAAGAGAAGGAUGUGAUAGCACCAAAGAGAAACUCCCUCAAAGAAGCAUCCCAGGGGGCCCCCAACAUGGAGACUGUCCCCCGGAGCCAGGGAGCGGCGCCCAAGGCGGUGCGGACCUUGACAUCCUCGGAGAGUGCGAGCAUGCGCAAAGUCGUGCCUAUCUCCAGGGCCAGCAGGGGCUCCACGGGCUCUAAGCAGCCCCCUCGGGAGCCCCCCGGCAGCACAGAUGCACCGUGGUCGCGCCCGCGCCAGGGCUCCAUGAAGGGCACCUCAGACACAUCACCCAAGAGGUCCUCGAAGGGGGCUGGGGCGGUAGCCGCGGUGACCGAGGAGCCGAGGCCGCGAGCGAGGGUCGGCUCCGGCAGCGCACGGCCGGGGAAGGAGACCCCACUGCAGCACAAGGGAUCCGUCAAGAAGCCCAGCGCCAAGCCCCUCAGGAACGUCCCCAGACAGAAAUCCGAGGAAAACAAGAUCUGCCGCUCCAACUCCCAGGGCCCCCAGAGCCCUGAAGAAGAGCCUAAGCCCCCGCCCACCCCCAGUGCCCCCCGUGCCCCACCCCACCUCCCGAGCUUUGCUCGCAACACAGUGGCCUCCUCAUCGCGGUGCAUGAGAACAGAUUUCCCUCCUGUGGCCAAAGCCCCCGGCCUCAUCCGGACAGUGUCCCAGCGGCAGCUGAGAGUGAAGGGCGGCCCUGACGAUGCCCCCAAGGACAGCACCCUACGGCGGGCUGUGAGCGCCCGGACCCCCAAAAGGUGUCCCGAGUCUCCUGAGGGUCCCAGUGCCAACACAGGCAGAGGGACUGCCGAAAGGGCCUCCCUCAGACUGAAAGACUCCAGUCGGACCACGCUGGGGAAAAUCCUUAAUCCCUUGUGGAAGUGAUGUGCCUGUGCUCUCUCAUCUCCUGCGGCUGUCAUGAGGCCAGCGCCGAAUGUUUGUUCCACGUCAAGCUCCUGUCACUGAAGGCACAGUCCGGGAGGCCUGUGGACUGCCACCUGCUGUGCUGACUCCCGUCAAGUCCCCAUUCACCCCAAUGUUGGGCCGGCACCCCCCACAUACACCCCGGAGGUGUGUGCGAGCAAACCCUCUCCUUCAAAAUAAAGACCCGGCCGUGUAAGGUGCCCUUCUUAUGUAAUGAGUGAAAAAAUGAAUUUGGGCAGGUUUUUGUACAUCAAAGCCUUAUUUUUUUAAUAUAAAAAUUCCAUGUUGUUUUAGUUGGUUCCUUUCGCAGAGUGAAUGCCUCCGAAAAAAAAGACAGAAGAAACACCCCUUCAUUUGAAGAUCUUUUUAUUUUCCUGCAUUCCCUGGCCUCGGGGUUCCACCUGUCCGCACACCAUCCAUUGCUGGCAACUGGGCUGCUCUACAUGCCCUCGGUGUUCUGUGGUUGGCACUGCGUCCUUGAAGACUUUCUGCCUUGCUCACCUCUCCCUGCAUGACUUUGGGUGAGGUUUUGCAUGUGAGCAGGAGGGAAGGCGAAACUGAUGGACAGAAGUGGGUGCUCCUGUGUGUGCCGGGCAGGUACAUGGGCAGAGGGAUGCGCUCCUGGGGGGGCGGGGAAGGGGCCAUGGCUGUGGGGCGAGCCUCCCUGCAAACAGGUGGCAGCCCCUGAGAGAAUGCCGGAUCAUCCAGAAUGUAGCAGUGCCGUAUUCUGAUGGAAAGGCAUCUGGGACUGUUCAGCUGAACACACCUUUCCCUGCCAUGUUUUCCCAUUUGCAUAUUUGUUGUAAAACUGAGUGAAGCUGCUAUGACUUGUGUUCGCUCUGGUUACAGGGAAGAAUAAACCCUACUGUUUCCCAGUCUUUCUUUCCCCUCUUCUCUCUUUGCCUGCUUCCAGCCCCUCCUCCUUUUCUAAUGUGACCUGGAGCCUGUAGUAUCUCUAUCUCUAUCUCUAUCUCUAUCAACAGUGAUACUUUCAAGUGUUGACGUCUGUUCUUUGGUACAGUGGUUUUGAAAUCCUGAGAAAUCCUGACAAAAACUAAAUCAAGUUUUUAAACACCAACCAAAAAAAAUGAAAUUACUUUUAGAAAAAUUUAUGCCAUCAAGAAAAAUUUGAUAAAAGAAAAAAAAAAGGUUUCAUUCAAAAGAAAGGGGGAAACAUGGACUUUUUCUACCCAGUGUUCCCUUUACUACUUUCCUCUUGGACUAAUGGGGAAAUGGGGGGAUUCUUGAAGCUCUUUUGUUGUUGUUGUUGUUUUUUUAAAUGCCCCUUUCUUUCACUUUUGGUCACUUAUUAGUGAAACCUCAUUUCAGAUCCAACAGUGGUAGAUGGAUUUGGCAAAUAGGAUGUAUUACAGUCUUCCUCCUGUACAGUGUUGCCUUGCAUCCAAAUUAACUGGAAAUUCAAUUUUCACAAGUCAGCUAUUAUGAAAGGGUAAAUUUGAUGGCUGAAGAAGUGAGGCACCUGACUACAAAACCUCUUGUAAAAAUAGCCCCGAGUAGAUAUUACCAGGUUGAUGGGAAUCCUGAACCGUUUUUCACCAUUUCAAAAAGCCUAAGAAAUCAUCUGUUUAACCUUUCAGACAACAACGUUCAAAACAUAGGUCCCAUGGGUAGGUGGGAAAUGGAUGAAAGAGGUCAAAAGCUUGUGCAUUUGUGGAGUGACAGGGUUGGGACCCCUAGGCGGGACCCUAGGAACCAGAGUCCCUGCUGAUGCCAUGUAACAGGCAAGUCACUCACUCCCUGUCCCUAAGCCUCUGUUCCCCAGUCUGUAGAAGUGGAGGCGUGGCUUCGAUGGUGGUCGCCAAGGGUCCUUCUAACUCCAAGAGUCUGAAUCAUCACAAACAGCCAAGGACCCAUCUCGGCCCUGGGACCAGCUCCUCAGAACCCACUCCCAGCAUCUCUACAGCAGAGACCUCACAUAAGGGCCUGCUCAGAAGAAAGCACCUCCAGAAUGAGUCGUUGCUUUGAAACCUAAUAAGCUGAGUUUCCUGAGAAGUGGUAUUUUAGUUACUUAGCCCUCUGGACAACUUCUGCGUUCGCAUCUGUGUGAGCAGGUGAUCAUUCUAUUACCUUUUAUCGGUAGUAAGCUUGGAAAAAAUAAUUUAAGUAUAUAAUGGAGAAAUGUAAAUAAGUUUCUAUAUAAAAUUGUUUCAGAUGAACAAUGUAUUUAA